CUAAACAUCCGCCCUCCUAAAACGACCGCCUCCAACCCGGAAACCGGUUUCAUUCGCUCCCAUACAGCGCUUCAAGUAGUUGCUCAUCUGCAAUUAUAGACAGUAAGAUACGGUUAGAGCAGUCUCAAGGCCAUUCUCUUCAGCAGCCAUGCCACGAAUUGAAAAUGAUAUCAAGCUUGACUUCAAGGACGUGCUGCUUCGACCCAAAAGAAGCACUCUCAAAUCCCGCAGUGAGGUGGAUCUCAUGCGCAGUUUUACGUUCAGAAACUCAAAGGGAAGUUACCGUGGCAUUCCCAUCAUAGCAGCCAACAUGGACACUGUAGGCACUUUUGAAAUGGCCUUAGCCUUACAUCAGUUCACUCUCUUUACAGCCAUCCAUAAGCAUUAUUGUGUGGAUGACUGGAAGGAGUUUGCAUCCAAACACCCAGAAUGCGUACAGAGUGUAGCAGUCAGCACGGGGACCAGUGAAGGUGACUUUGAGAAACUGGGGGCCGUUCUGGCUGCUGUACCUCAGAUCCAGUACAUAUGUGUGGAUGUGGCCAAUGGCUACUCUGAACACUUUGUCAACUUCGUGAAAGACGUGAGGCAGAAGUUCCCUACACACACUAUCAUGGCUGGCAAUGUGGUCACUGGAGAGAUGGUCGAAGAGCUGAUUCUCGCUGGUGCUGACAUCAUCAAAGUGGGCAUUGGACCAGGUUCUGUGUGCACCACUCGCAAGAAGACCGGCGUGGGUUAUCCUCAGCUGAGCGCAGUCAUUGAGUGUGCUGACGCUGCGCACGGCCUCGGUGGACACAUUAUAUCUGAUGGGGGAUGCACCUGCCCAGGCGACGUCUCCAAAGCUUUUGGAGCUGGAGCUGACUUUGUGAUGCUGGGAGGAAUGCUUGCUGGUCAUUCUGAGAGUGCGGGUGAAAUCAUAGAGAAAAACGGAAAGAAGUACAAACUGUUCUACGGCAUGAGCUCAGACACAGCCAUGAAGAAGCAUGCAGGAGGUGUGGCAGAGUACAGGGCAUCGGAGGGUAAAACGGUUGAAGUGUCUUACAAAGGCCCGGUGGAGGUGACGGUGAGAGAUGUGCUGGGUGGAGUUCGUUCCACCUGCACAUAUGUGGGUGCUGCUAAACUUAAAGAGUUGAGUCGUCGUACCACCUUCAUUAGGGUGACCCAACAGCUCAACACAGUGUUUGGUAAUGAUAAUUAAGCCAGUAUAACCAGGUCCAUAUUGGGCCAAAUUAUGCCAAAUCCAUGCAAAGGUCAUUUUAUUCUCUCUGCUGUCAGAUGCACACGCAUAUGCAUAUUUGCUCACGAGCACACAUACGCCUCACAUCAUCUUUUAACAUUAUAACAAGUAUUUUCGGGCUCGCACAUAAGCUUUUGAUUUCAAAGACUUUCUCCAGAUGCUGUAUUAAGGCCAAAGCGACUGCAUGGCCUUCUGUUUUUUUCCAUUCCUCACUAUUUGAAAACUUAACUGUUGAGUUUUAAAGGACACUUUUAUAUCAACUUCUUACAUUCUGUCUCAUUUUAGUCUUAUACUACUUUAUAGUAACCGAUGAGAACAUACAUGUGAUUUAACUAUUUCCACUGUACUCGUAGUGUCUGUUUUAUCCAGUUGAUGUUUUAGUUCAUAGCCUUAAAAUAUUGCUUGUUCUCUUUUCAUUCGUCUAAACAACCUCUAAUAGAGCCUUAUAUUUUUUCCAGAAAACUUGGGUACUAUUUUAGAUUUUAGCUCAACAUGCCUAAUGUCUUAUAUUUUUAUUGUAUUUCCAUGAUUUUCUAAAAACAUUCAGAUUACUGGACCAAUGCAGAUCCUAGAAAGGAUUAUUAAAGUAUUGGCGGUCUCCUAUAUGUUAUGACAUCCGUUAUGAACAACCAUUACAUUAUAAAGAAUGUAUCUGACCUAGAAAGGGCAUUUUUUAACCCUUUAAUGGAUUCUCUUGUGUUUGCAUGUAACAUACAAUCUAUUGACAUCUUAAUCAGUUCCUAUAAAAGUAUUAGCAGGAUUUUAUGGCUUGGUUUGAUCAUUAGAGAUACUGCAUACUUACAACUUCUCUACUUAACUCUUAAUUAACCUUAAUAAUUUUGAAUACUUUUGACAUUCCAUCACAGUUUGUGACCUUAUUGAUUGUGACUUAAAGUUGCUGCUGGAGUCGAUAAGAAUGACUUUCAAAGAAAUAAUUUGUUCUCCACUUGCAUAAUUUUUGUUGAAAACCAGAUGGUCCUUCUGUUGGAUAAUAAGUAGAUGUUUUAAUUUGAUCCAUAUUGAUAUUUAUCUUUAUUAAAUGAAGUUUUAAUCUUUAUAUUGUAUUUCACCAACAAUUUCAGAUAUUUAAUUGUUACCAUCCCUGUAUUGUAUUGUGAAAAUAAAUCAUUUCGAUAAUCA
Puntigrus tetrazona (Sumatra barb) is the source of this 2374-nucleotide messenger RNA. RefSeq names its product guanosine monophosphate reductase 2 (gene gmpr2). Gene Ontology annotation, molecular function: GMP reductase activity. Lineage: Eukaryota; Metazoa; Chordata; Actinopteri; Cypriniformes; Cyprinidae. Bases 149 to 1195 code for a protein of 348 amino acids. The record is from RefSeq and is a predicted model, not a curated record. The transcript is spliced from 10 exons. Gene Ontology annotation, biological process: nucleotide metabolic process. Gene Ontology annotation, cellular component: GMP reductase complex.